Molecule: messenger RNA, 2007 nt
Organism: Amphiprion ocellaris (clown anemonefish)
Lineage: Eukaryota; Metazoa; Chordata; Actinopteri; Pomacentridae
Gene: naa50
Product: N-alpha-acetyltransferase 50, NatE catalytic subunit
Exons: 5
Coding region: 181-690 (169 amino acids)
Biological process (GO): mitotic sister chromatid cohesion
Cellular component (GO): NatA complex
Molecular function (GO): acyltransferase activity, transferring groups other than amino-acyl groups
Source: RefSeq, a predicted model, not a curated record
CUCCACACAGUCGUGGAAGGAGUGUGGCGGCUAAGCUAACUGCAACCAUCGCAGCUAGCUACAUGUGGAGGGUAAAACGGGAGGCAUCCCCGACCCUAACUCUGUCAAAAUUCCUACUUUCUGCCCAAAACAACUCUAAAGUUCAGCCUCGUCGAAAAUAAGGGAUAAUAUCUGUUUAAAAUGAAAGGUAGCCGGAUCGAGCUGGGGGACGUUACACCCCACAACAUUAAACAGCUGAAGCGCCUGAACCAGGUCAUCUUCCCUGUCAGCUACAAUGACAAGUUUUACAAAGAUGUACUGGAAGUUGGAGAGCUUGCAAAGCUAGCAUACUUCAAUGAUAUUGCAGUCGGGGCUGUGUGCUGCAGAGUGGACCACUCUCAGAACCAAAAGAGACUGUACAUCAUGACACUUGGCUGUCUAGCACCCUACCGUAGACUUGGAAUUGGUACAAAGAUGCUAAAUCAUGUGCUAAACAUCUGUGAGAAGGAUGGCACUUUUGACAACAUUUACCUUCAUGUGCAGAUCAGCAAUGAGUCAGCCAUUGACUUUUACCAGAAGUUUGGCUUUGAGAUCAUCGAGACAAAAAAGAAUUACUACAAGAGAAUAGAGCCUGCGGAUGCCCAUGUGUUGCAGAAGAGCCUGCGCAGUCCAUGUGCACUCCCCAGCGGAGAGCUUCAGAAGUCCGACUAGGGGCACAGUGUUUGGAAAGAGCACAGAUGUGCCCGCCUCCACAGAAACAGAACUGUGACAAAUGCCCCAGGGUCGACACAUUCAACACUUUCUUCAAAGGACGCUAAAAAGAGAAAACUAAUUUCAAGUAUAAAAAUUGCUGCAUUUAUUUUGCAAAGGGGUCUCCUUUGUUUUUGCAUAUUUUAUUGCUCCCCUUUGUUCACAGAGUUAAUUGAAAAUGACAAAAAAAAAAGCUCAUUAUCCAACAGUGCUCCUAUUGACAAAGAUGCAAACUUCUGACAGUUUUUGACAUGGUGGAGGGUGUGGUGGUUGCAAAUCAUACUGUUUGUGUUUGAGUUGUUUUUAUGUGGUUAUUAAAGCUAACGGGGACAUAUCUACGCUAUUGAGCAAAAGAAAAUAGUUGGUUUGAAGCAGGAAAAGUGUUUGAAAGACCAUCGCUGACACACAGACACACACAGACACACACACAGUCCCAGCUGGUCAGUUUGGAGUGAUGCUUGGAGUUGUUACGUGGAACAGACACAACUCUAUUUCCUCACCACCUGAACCCUGGGAUUCAUGGGAAAUGAGUCUGACCAGUUUGUUGAUAUGUCCAGAGGGGAAAAGCUGAAGUGUAUCCCCUCAUUACGGGCAUAAAGAAGGCUGAACGGCUUUGUGGUGGUGGGAAGACGUGGUUACUUUGUUUUCCAGCCUGUUAAUUUAAGUCCCCCUCAACUGUUCUGUUAUUUUUAUUUUUUACAUUGAAAUGGCAAAUGGUUCAGAGGUUCUCCUGGGUUUACUACUAAGUGUGAAAACAUAAAGAAAUGAGGGAACCAAACAAAUACUGUUUUGAAUGUGUUUCUAAGAAGGGCAUUCCACUUUGUCUUGUGGGGAAUGUCUGAAUAACAAAAGAUUGGCAGUUUGGAAUUGGAUUUGGGCAUUAUUUUUCAAGUAUUAUAAUGAAGGUGUGUGAGGAUGCAUGUCUCUAAACACAUGGAAGUGUUUUGAGACACAAUACCUUCAACACCUUUGACACCUUAUGUAGCCAUCUUGCAAGAAUGAUCGCCUCAAACUUCCGCACUCAGUCAGCUUCUGUUGUUACACACCAUCAUUAGGUUUUGAGGUUCAGCUGAUAGUUUGGAAGUUUUAGUAUGAUCUGUUCAACAGUAUAUUUACCCAGAGGAAGCUCUGACCCCUCUGCAUGCAAGGAGAGUUGUGUCCUCUCCAUUGUAGUAUACGCAUGUUUUCCUUUCUUUGAAGAAUUUUAUCUUUUCUGGAGCUCUAUAUUGUAAGACUUUUUAACGUCUAAAUAAAGGAAUUACUAUUUGCAGUAAAUAA